CUAGUCCACCCAACUCUCUGUUUUGAAGAAGAUAAGGAGAACGAAACUCUGAUAAAAGAUGGCGCUAGUUGCAGCGUCGUUUGGUCUGGCGACGGGAAAGGCUUCUAUUACAUGCUUCUUCAAGCCCCAAUCUUCUGCUGUAAGAUUGAAGCCCAAUUCCAAUGAGGUUUCGGAGCUAGGGUUUGUUACUUCUCAAUUGAGUGGCCUCAAGAUAUCUCACCAUCAAUGUGCUUCGCCUCACAAGCUUUCUUCACCAAUCAAGCUUCCUAUUCAGCCAGUUGCUCGUAGAAUCUGUCCCUUCACUGGAAAGAAAUCGAACCGGAAGAAUCUUGUUUCCCACUCGAAUCACAAGACAAAGAAGCUGCAGUUUGUGAAUUUACAGUACAAGAGAGUAUGGUGGGAGGCUGGUAAGCGCUUCGUGAAGCUGCGGCUUUCGACCAAGGCAUUAAAGACCAUAGAGAAAAACGGGCUAGAUGCCGUUGCCAAGAAAGCUGGAAUUGAUCUUAGCAAGAAAUAGUUUUGAUUUCCUUGCACAAUGUUGUUUUUGUUGUUAAAGAUGUUACUCACAUUUUCCAUUUUUCAAUGAUAUUGUGUUACAAGUUGUUGGUGAUUUUAGGUAGC
Messenger RNA from Cynara cardunculus var. scolymus (artichoke), 621 nucleotides. RefSeq names its product 50S ribosomal protein L28, chloroplastic. The record is from RefSeq and is a predicted model, not a curated record. The transcript is spliced from 2 exons. NCBI's taxonomy places the organism in Eukaryota, Viridiplantae, Streptophyta, Magnoliopsida, Asterales, Asteraceae. Gene Ontology annotation, biological process: translation. Gene Ontology annotation, cellular component: ribosome. Gene Ontology annotation, molecular function: structural constituent of ribosome. Bases 59 to 517 code for a protein of 152 amino acids.